Gastrolobium bilobum is the source of this 1935-nucleotide messenger RNA. RefSeq lists its product as uncharacterized. The transcript has 6 exons. Gene Ontology annotation, molecular function: DNA helicase activity. Gene Ontology annotation, biological process: DNA repair; telomere maintenance. Lineage: Eukaryota; Viridiplantae; Streptophyta; Magnoliopsida; Fabales; Fabaceae. The annotation marks the transcript as partial. The record is from RefSeq and is a predicted model, not a curated record.
GGUGAUGAUUUCGAGCACUAUCCUAAGGAACUUAAUGUUCUUAUUGAUAAAUCCAUGUUGUUUAAAGUGAAUGUGAAAAAAAAUAAUUUGGACUCAUACAGUGAGCCUAGGUAUCAGAUUUCUAAAGUAUGUAUAAGCGAAUCUGUAAUCACAUCCUUCCUUAAGACUGUUGUGGAUAAGAAUGAUGAAGGAUUAUUUGACAAGGCUUGCGACAGUGUCGUUGCAUCAGCAGAACCGGAAAGAGCUACGGAUGUGGAAAGUCAGACGUGUGAUAGUGCAGACGUUGGUGAUAUUUCGCUAUCAAUGCUGACGCCGUUAAUGAAUCCGUAUGAUCCCCUUCAAGACGAUUUUAAUUCAUCAGUUGUCUGUCCUCCUAAGAAGAUUAAGCUAGAGAAAGAGUUGAAUGCUUUGCUUACAGAGGAUUUUAUAAAAAACAUAACCCUGGCAGAAAUCGAUAAGGUGUUGCAAAGCAACGGUAAAUGCCUUUCUGAUUACCCAUCCAUGCCGAGCAUCUUGGGUGAAUCUUUAUUGGAUAUGCAGAAUAGAUUGGUGAUGGAUAAAUUGUUGUAUGACAGUUUCUCUUUGAAAGAAGAGCAUGACAGACUACUGAAUUCACUCACUGACGAGCAAAGGGUUGUUUAUGACAAAAUAAUUUCAGUUGUUUCGGCAGGUAAAGGAGGAUUUUUUUUCCUGUACAGCUUUGGUAGGACUGGAAAAACAUUUAUUUGGAACACCCUAGUUGUUGUCAAAAACAAAGUUAUCAUUUGGGAUGAAGCACCGAUGGUACACAAAUUUUGCUUUGAGGCUCUUGAUAGAACACUUAGAGAUGUUCUUAGCUGUGUUGAUAUGCCCUUUGGUGGAAAAGUUGUCGUUCUAGGAGGUGACUUUCGGCAAAUAUUACCUGACAUUCCAAAUGGCAGUAGACAAGAUAUAGUUCAUGCAACCAUCAAUUCUUCCUAUCUAUGGUCCCAUUAUCAUCUGUUAUCUUUGACCAAGAACAUGUGUCUCAAUUCUGGAAGUAGCACUAAUAAUUUGUUGGAAAUAAAAGAAUUUUCUGAGUGGCUGCUUAAAAUAGGAGAUGGUGAUCUUGGAGAUGAUGUUGAUGGAGAAUCUAUUAUAACAAUUCCAGAUGAAUUGUUGAUCAAAGGUUCAGAAGACCCAAUUUCAGAUAUUGUUGAUUUUGUUUACCCGAAUUUGAUGGAUAAUAUAUUAGAUCCUACUUUCUUUAAAGAACGUGCUCUUCUGACUCCUAAAUUGUCCGAUGUUGCCAUGUUAAACGAGCACCUAAUGGCUGUGAUUCCGGGUGAAGAAAGGACAUUAUUGAGUUCAGAUAAGGUUUUGAAACAAGACGGUAAUUCAUCUCUUGAGGAUGACGAAAUCUCCCCUGAUAUCUUAAAUACAUUCUCAUGUUCGGGGAUUCCUGAUCAUAAAUUAACUUUGAAGGUUAAAGUAUCGGUGAUGCUAUUGAGAAAUAUUGAUCAAUCAAGAGGUUUAUGCAACGGUACGAGAUUACUUAUUACAAAGUUGGGGAAUCAUGUUGUUGAGGCAAUUGUUCUUACAAGAAACAAUAUAGGAGAUACUGUGUUAAUCCCUAGAAUGACGAUCAGCCCAUCGGGUCAUACAUUUCCAGUAAACUUUCAAAGAAGACAAUUCCCCUUGGUAGUUUCGUUUGCGAUGACUAUCAACAAAAGUCAAGGACAGUCGCUGUCUCAUGUUGGCAUUUAUCUUCCUAGGUCUGUCUUCACUCAUGGGCAAUUAUAUGUGGCACUAUCUAGAGUAAAGAGCAGACAUGGAUUGAAGAUGCUGAUACUUGAUGAAAAUGGUUGCGUUACAAAUACUACCUUUAACAUCGUCUACAAGGAAAUUCAGUAUUCGAGGCACAAUCAGUAUAUUAUUCCCUUGUCAUUUUUCAGAGUCAAAGGUUUUUCAUUGUAA